GUUACAUUAUCUCGCAAGAGCGAGCUUUUCAUGCAGUAGCUCCGUGAGAUGUAAAAAAAAUUAAAAGUAAUUUUGCUAUAGAAAGAAAGUAUAUCAUGACUACCAUGAGAGCUUGAAAGUGUGUGUAGUUGUAGUAGUGAUGCCGUGGUGCAAACGUGAAUCAUCCGGUCAUCCAUUGGCCGAGGAGGCUCAGCACAAAGGAAAAACAGCGGAGAUAGCCUGCUUUGAACCCUCUCCACCUCCACCUCCGCUGCCUUUUCUGUACCUGCACCAACACGUUUCCCGAUACUCUCUCGAUAGCGACAGACCAGUUCCCAUUUCUUUUUCUGUUCUCUCGUUACUUAUCUUCCUUAUUGUUUUUUAAGUUAGUAUCUCGCCACCGCUAUUCUUUUUAUUCGCAAGGGCUUGUAUUUAUGACUCCUAAACUGCCUGAUCUACUCGGGGAACAAUGGAUUACAAAGACAGAGAGAAGGUCAACUACAUGUGCAAUCGGCUGUUGCAAUGCAUAGAUAUAAACAGGUUGUGGCCCAAACUCUUGGAGAACGGGGUCUACAACAGAGAUGAUGUAAAUAUUCCAAGCUGGCAGAAGGACAUGCCAAGUAGAGAGACUGUUUAUGACAUUUGCUCCACUAUUAAAACGAGAGGACCACAUGCUUACGACAAUUUAAUUUUGAGCCUCAAUGAAUCUGGGCAUCACAGUAUUGUUCAAGAGCUAAAAAACUAUCAAUCUUCUCCCAGCAGUGGUAGCAGUGGCCACAAAUUUUUUCAAACAAAUGAUCUGCAUUCUGUGGAAGCAUCUAAUAAUCAUACAGAAACUACAUCAAGCUCUCCAGAACCAUCUAUUUCCAGCUUUGAUGAUAAUUCCAAAGAGAAGGUCAACUACAUGUGCAAUCGGCUGUUGCAAUGCAUAGAUAUAAACAGGUUGUGGCCCAAACUCUUGGAGAACGGGGUCUACAACAGAGAUGAUGUAAAUAUUCCAAGCUGGCAGAAGGACAUGCCAAGUAGAGAGACUGUUUAUGACAUUUGCUCCACUAUUAAAACGAGAGGACCACAUGCUUACGACAAUUUAAUUUUGAGCCUCAAUGAAUCUGGGCAUCACAGUAUUGUUCAAGAGCUAAAAAACUAUCAAUCUUCUCCCAGCAGUGGUAGCAGUGGCCACAAAUUUUUUCAAACAAAUGAUCUGCAUUCUGUGGAAGCAUCUAAUAAUCAUACAGAAACUACAUCAAGCUCUCCAGAACCAUCUAUUUCCAGCUUUGAUGAUAAUUCCAAAGAUGAUUAUUAUACAAAAUUGUUGAAAAAUUUAGAGCCUCUAUCUAUUAAGGUCCGAAAAGCUGUAAAAUUUAAAGAUGGACCAGAAUUCAAGGAUAUUGAAAGAUAUGUUAUGCGCAGCGAACCACGUGGUUUAGCGUUAAUCAUAACAAAUAUUGCAUAUGAAUACUACGUCAGCCGGCCGUCUGCAAAGUACGAUGAAGACAAUUUGAAUAUACUUUUCACAGAAAUGGGGUUCAAAACAAUAGUGCGUAGGAAUUUGACAGGAAUCGAAAUCAAGAAAGAAGUUAAAGAAUUUUCUAAAAUGAAAGAAUUACGCAGAGUAGAUGCCGCAUUUAUUAUAAUAUCAUCCCAUGGUCAUGGAGAGUAUGGAAAACAAGAAACGGAAAUUCAAGGCACUGAUUAUCUAUCACCGAAUUACAAAUCAGUAUUUUGUACAGACAUAAUAGAUUAUUUCACAGCGGAACAAUGUCCUAAUCUUUGUGGUAAACCAAAGAUAUUUAUUUUUCAAACUUGCAGGGGUAAUACUCAUCAAAAAGCUGUUUCGAGAAAUGUCACGGAUACAAUAUCAACAGAACAUCCUGAUUCCGAACAACCAUAUGACUUAUCUUCUCGUAAUUAUGAAGAUACUCUGAUAGCUUAUGCCACAUUACCUGGUUACGUUUCUUAUCGAGACAAGUACACUGGAAGUUGGUUCAUACAAAUUCUGUGCGAAGUAUUCAUGAACUAUGCAUGUGAAAGACACAUACAAGAUUUGUUUGUCAUGACUGAUAGGAGAUUAAAAGACUUGAGGACUGGGCACAACGGUUGUCAAACAUUAUGGGUGAUCAAUCAAGGAUUCCAUAAACAUUGCUAUUUAAAUCCUGGUUUGUUUCACAAGCCUGGUGGAGAAAAUAAGCCUCCGACCGCGAGCACCUCCGAUCUCCGACUUGGAGGGGUCCGAGCUGAGAUCUCGUACAAAUCUAUAUUUGACAGUGUUUUAACAGUAUCGCAUGAAAGGUACAAAAUGGAGUCAAAUAUACAAUUAAGUGUAAAUACAUACAAAAACUUGAUUGAAAAUCUGAAAGAGUUGAAUCUUGAUGACAUUGCAAAUCAUCUCCAAAAAAAUGUCAUUGACACCAAUUUUAAUAAUCAAGUGGAGAUAAAUAAUGAAGCAAAAAGACCUGUUACCCCAGUAUCAGAUAAUUCUGACUGCAAUUCUUUGGACUCGUCGGAUAAUGAUUCAUCCAGGGAAGAUAAUUUCCAUACAAAGCUACAAGUAGUUAUGGAACCACUUUGCAUAAAUGUGAAAAAGUCAACGAAAUUUAGAGAUAGGCCUGAAAUCAAACACAUAGGAGUUUAUCCGAUGAGAAGCAGUCCCAGAGGACUUGUUUUGAUUAUUGCCAAUAAUUUGUACAAAAAGGAAAAAGAUAGAAGGCCUAGUGCUAAACAUGAUGAGGCCAACUUGAAACGACUUUUUGAAGACAUGGGAUUUAAAGUACUACCGUAUUUUGAUUUAACUGGAGAGGAAAUUGAAAAAAAAACGAAAGAAUUUUCACAAAUGCCAGAGCUUCGCAAGGUGGACUCUGCUUUUGUAAUUGUUUCUUCUCAUGGCAGUGGGAGAUUAGGGCAACAAGAAACAGAAAUCCUAGGCGUAGACUACAAUUCGGUAGGAUAUAAAAAAGUCGUUUGUACAAAAAUAAUGAACUGCUUCACUGCAGAAAAUUGUCGGAAUCUAUUGGGAAAACCAAAAAUUUUCAUCUUUCAAACUUGCAGAGGCAAGUACGAGCAGGUUGCGGUACCCAGGCAUACAACAGAUGCUGCCACAACUCCCAAAGCCAAGACUGAAGAGCAUUAUGUUCAUUUUUCGGAAAAAAUGAGAAAUUAUGAAGAUAUGCUAAUUGUUUACUCAACAAUUCCUGGAUAUGUGUCUUACCGAGAUGAAAUAAACGGUAGUUGGUUCAUUCAAAUCCUUUGUGAGGUGUUCAUGAACUAUGCUCAUAAAGUUCAUGUUCAAGAAUUGUUUAACAUGAUUGAUUAUCGAUUGAAAGAUCUUAGAACAAUCGACGAACAUUGCCAGACACCGUCAAUAACAUCUCAAGGAUUCAAUAAAUAUUGUUUUUUGAAUCCUGGACUUUUUGAAGACAAGCAUGAAGCUAAUGGAUAUGUGAAGACUGAUUUUACAUUUAAAUGUUGUCCUGACAGAAAAGCAAAUAUUUACGUCUGCACUCAUUGCGAAUCAAUUUAUCAUCGAAAAUGUGUUAAGAAUCUUACAAACGUGAAGAUAAUAGCCAAUGUUAAAGCAAAUUGUUGUUUGCCAUAUAGACAAUAUGAUGAAAAUGACGACUCUAGAUCACUAAGCGAAAAUGUAGAAGAACUAAAAAAAGUUCUCAACAACAUGAAAGAAGAAAACGAAAAUUUAAAAGAACAAAUUUCCACCCUUGAAACUCAGCAUGUUAGUAUUAUUUCCAAUGAGAUACUGUUGAAAAAUUCUGAACAACAUUUAAAAGUCGAAAAUCUGAUGAAUGAAAACGAAAUUUUAAAACAAUUGAACAAAGAAAUACAAAAUAGUAAUGAAUUACUGAAAGAGAAAAAUGAAUGGCUCUCUGAAAAAUUGGAAAAAAAAAAAAAUAGAUGGCCUAAGCCUUACCUAAGUAAAGUAUUAAAGAAAAGAAGAAGGAAAGUAUCUGAAACCAUGGAAUCGUUGGAGAUUUCGUUGUAAACAUUACAAUUUUUCUUUGUUCAGAGCGACAUCAAUCAAUUUUUUAAGUUACGUGAUUUUAUUAACUAUAGAGCCGUAUGUUUAAACAAUCAAUUAAAAUGUUUUUUUUUUGACAGGGUAAAAAGUGCAUUUAAAAAAAGUGAUAAUUCUACAAUAUCAGAUUUUAAACUGUGAUAAUGCAUCUAUAAUUAUAAAGUGUUGAAGUAAACUUCGUAAUGCUAAUAUUUUUGUCUAAAGCAAUAAGAACAAAUAAACACUAAAGUGCUGCAAUUAUAUAAGUAUUUUUGUAACGCUAAUGUUACUAGGUAAAUAAAUUUCUAUCGUUUUACUUAUUUUUCAGUUGGUUACGAUUGCAUUUACAGUAGAAUUUAAAAAAUAAAAUUUUGAGAUUUCAAUGUCGUCUAUACAGCGCUAUUUUGAAACGUUGCCCAAACUAUAAUUGAUAAUGCUCCCUAAACAGAUUUUUAAUUUUUUAAUACAAUUUCCGAAAAAAAUUGUAACUGCGUAAAUUGUGUUCCGAGUUUUUUGUUACUCGCAUAACUGUCUAAAUUAAAAUAUCGUAAAUUAAUUUUUUGAUGUAUUUCAGAAUAAGCCAGAUGGCUUAGAACUAUUUUUUUUAAAUAGUACUUUUUUUACAUUGCAUUUUGCAUUUCUAUAAAAUCGUCUUAUUGCGUGUU
Molecule: messenger RNA, 4647 nt
Organism: Copidosoma floridanum
Lineage: Eukaryota; Metazoa; Arthropoda; Insecta; Hymenoptera; Encyrtidae
Product: caspase-6
Biological process (GO): proteolysis
Molecular function (GO): cysteine-type endopeptidase activity
Source: RefSeq, a predicted model, not a curated record